AUUUGUAUUCAUUCUGUGUAGAUCUCUCUCACCCGUCAGCUGCAUUUCAUUUCGUUACGAUGAAACGGUCAACAGCCAGUUGAGCCGAAGCUUUGUGUCAAAUUUAGUUGGUAUUUUGAUCCCUGCUUAUUAUUCCGUGAGGUUUUUUUUUUUAAAUACAGUUAACUUUUUAGUUGAUAAGUAUCCACGUUGUUGAACAACGUGAUUUUUAGACGCUGAACAACAGUGUUCUUGUUUCCGGUAUUCCAGCACCCAGUAUCGAUGGCGUCUUCCAUCUCCGCCAACGGCGCGGCAGCAUCCAAUGGGAACGGCGUCCACAAGACGGUGCCGUUUGAAGCGGAGAAACAGCCCUCCAACAUCACCCUUCUGGAACCAAGCAAUGGAACGACGACGGCAGUUCCGGUGGCAGCAACGGCCAUUCUGUCGCCACCCCAACAACGACCACCCAGGAAAUUAUCUUUCGACGACACCGAGAUGGAGUUGAGCCGCCUAAAGCUAGGAUCAACUAGAAGGAAACUGCCCGGAGUGGUUCUGGCCCUUGCAGCAUGCUGUGCCAUUGUCGGCCUGAUUUUUGGAUACCUGCUGCCAUUCGAUACAAAGUUCAUUUCAGAUACGUUUGCGGCAUCACUGGCCACAGCUGAACAGUGGCAGCAGGCCAUCGUUCAGCGAACCGUUCUGUCCUUCCAGGACAGUCUUCCGAGGUACCAGGAAGCCUUCCAAAGCCGUAUGAACGAUACGUUGGCCCAGUUCCAGGAUCCAUCAGUUUUGUUGUUGGCUACGCUGUUUGGGGCCGGCGUCACCUGGUUUACCUACUUUGUGGUUUAUUUGGACAGCAGUAUUCCCGGCGUUAAUCCACCGACUCCGUUUUCGGCCAGCAAGAAGAAGAACUUUUCCGAUAAAGAAAGGCGAUUCCAUUUGGGCUACGUGACGGCCCUCUUGAGUGGUCUUACGGUUUUCAUGAUAAUAUUACUUGUCGAGUAACUCAUACUCAUCGUCUAUGACAAAGAAAAUUAAACCUGUGGCCUUACAGCUCUUUGAACACAUUGGCACACAUCUGGUUCAUCUUUAAGCAAAGAUGAACCUUGAUUGAUCGUUGGCAAACAGAGUGGCUUCAAAUUUAUCACAUAUUCUCAUAGAAAUAAUUUAGUUUCAGUUUAGUUUUAGUGUAGAAGGCAAAAAAGUUAAAAGUAAUGGCAGCAGGGAAGAUUUAGUAAUUUUAGCAUUGUUGUAAAUAACAGUCAGCUACAAUUUUUGUUUGUGGACAUGAAAAUAAGACUAACAUUUUUUUUAUACUUAAGUUACUUUCCAAUAGAUUUUAUGUAUCUUAAUUGUAUUCAAUUAUUAACUGAGCAUUCGUUUUCGCUCGGGCAGUGAACUUUAAUAGUCUCGUUGGUACAAAUAUAUUAUCAGUUCCUAAAA
This is a messenger RNA of Uranotaenia lowii, 1419 nucleotides long. RefSeq lists its product as uncharacterized. NCBI's taxonomy places the organism in Eukaryota, Metazoa, Arthropoda, Insecta, Diptera, Culicidae. The coding region runs from base 262 to 981 and encodes 239 amino acids. The transcript is spliced from 4 exons. The record is from RefSeq and is a predicted model, not a curated record.